Messenger RNA from Periconia digitata, 949 nucleotides. NCBI's taxonomy places the organism in Eukaryota, Fungi, Ascomycota, Dothideomycetes, Pleosporales, Periconiaceae. The record is from the annotation of a GenBank genome assembly.
ACCUUCACUCCCCAAGCCUCUCGCCGGGCACAUGUUGCGCCUAUGCCUCUAAUGAACCCUGGGUGCUGUUGGCUGCCAUAUGACUCUUUGGCAUCAUCAAACCCUUCUGUUUCAGCCCUUGCAGCCCUUUUUUGUACCUAUCCAUCCGCCAUAGCGGACUGGCAGCCCAUGCCACUUUGGUACGUCGACCACUAUGGGUCGGUGAUUACUACUAAAUUCUUCAUUUGCGAUUGGCCAUGGCUUUACCGAGUACAUCAAUGCCUACUGCAUGCCUUUUUGCCAUCAUCAUCGUCAAUUGACUACAUACUUAUUUUCAAGCGCUGUGCACAAUGAACGCAUGUUUUGUGACUCAACUCCAGUUGCUGACUCUUUCGGUCUAUCAAGUACAUAUGUAUAUAUACCUCCAAUCACAUCACAGCUUACUUGCUGCUUUGCGCCCAAGGCAUGGCAAGAUGAGCUCGAAUAAGCCAUUGUGAGGCGAAAUACCAUAUGCACAUUAUUAAUCAUGAAUGCUUUGAAAUAACCACCACUACUGCCUUGUGAUAUACUGUCAGUGGUUUGCACGGGUGAAACAGACUCGCACUCGGCACAAGCAUUUCGAAUGAGUGCCACCAACGGCUCCAGUGCUUGAGUAGCCAGCAACCGGACAUAAACCGGACAUAACAACACCCAUCCAGCUUCACUACAUGAUUAUCAGGAAUGUUUCCAAGUAGGUAAACACAUGUAUACAUCACCAUUACGUCUCAUUAUCAUUUGCAUUCGCAAUCUUGUCCAUAGUUGAAGUGCUGCAUGCGCAUGCACCUGUAUGCAUCAUGGAUUCAUUUGACCCAUGUCCUGGAGAAUUGGUAUCGUACAGUAAGAACACUUUUGUGCUUCCGUCUCCAAAUCAUUCGCAUAGGCUGUCCAUUUCGGCAACCAUUUCCCCACGCAAUCAUGUCCCCCGAACGCC